Molecule: messenger RNA, 372 nt
Organism: Arthroderma uncinatum
Lineage: Eukaryota; Fungi; Ascomycota; Eurotiomycetes; Onygenales; Arthrodermataceae
Exons: 2
Coding region: 1-372 (123 amino acids)
Source: RefSeq, a predicted model, not a curated record
AUGCGUCCUGUUGCGAAGGAAGUGGUUUGGCUGAUCUUCUGGACACCUGAGGGGAAGGGCUGCGACGAUGGGAUUUUCGAAAUGGCGAGGUUGACGGUCCCUUGUCUUCAUGCCGUCUAUGCGAUUUAUGGGAGUCCCUCUCUCUCCGGCCACGCUCACGGCUCCUUCGACGCGAACUCACUGAUCGACUUCUAUACCGGCGCGAUUUCCGUCCACGAGGGCUCCUGGAGCGCUUUCGACCGUCUGGACUUAACGAUCUAUGUUGUUCCGACCUGGAGCUGCGUGCCUUGGGACGCCCUCGAACCUCGCGGGAAUGGGAAGACGUCGACCGAGAUCUAUGCCGACGGGAUCGAUGCCCGUCCUCGUGUCUAG